Schistosoma rodhaini is the source of this 2888-nucleotide messenger RNA. Lineage: Eukaryota; Metazoa; Platyhelminthes; Trematoda; Strigeidida; Schistosomatidae. The record is from the annotation of a GenBank genome assembly.
UCAUCGGUGACCCACCAUUUUUAGAUACCGAAGCCUGCUUAGCGAAAGCUUCUAUUCUGUCCUCUGCUAUCUAAGCUAUUUGGUCGCGCCAGAUAUAUGAGCUGCGUUGCAUUUGCUCUUUGCGUUUACUCGACGGAAAGUUUGAGUUAUUGAGGUUCAUCCAUAGAGUAAUAUAAUAGUUUGUAUGCAUUUGAUUAAAACUAAUUGGUUUAAGCUCAAUAGGUAGUUACUUGGUUAUAAUAGUUUCGAUACAAAGACCUUAUGGUCUUGAAGUCAUUUUCGGAAAAUUUUAGUAGUGCACAAAGUUGCAUCCAUAAGUGUGUGACAAAUAUGACACACAUGGGUUACUAAAUUAUAAUUAAAUAUAAGAAGAAUUAAAGUUACCAUUUGAUGUGGUGCUGUUGGUUGAUAAGAAAUUGUGUGGAUAUAAAAUUCUCUCUGCUUUCUCAAACAACCAAUGAAGGGGACAUAAAGGAAAACAAAGAGAGAAAAAGCGUUGAAAAGUAAAAGGUAAACGCCCCAAAUUAUCUGCUUUUUCGCCUGUCCGAGGGAAGUAAUGCAGUUUUUCCCCUGUAUAUCGCUCUGUGUUUUAAAUGUCGUUGAGUUGUCGUAUUUCCGCCUGAAAAUACACCGAUUUUGCUCCACUUUUGAACACAUUCAGCAUAAUCCUAAACGUCUUCUGUGUUCGCAUUUAUUUCCAUAAAACACCACACGACAACUUUAUUCGACGUUAAAAUUCGUACAUGUUUAAAAAAUUUAUUAAAAAGAAGAUACGUCAUAUUGUAAAACAUUAGGAGUAGUUGACAGAUGCUAUAGCAUAGAUCGUCAUGUAUUUUAACUGUAAUUGCCAAGUAUUAUUGCGAUUUGAAAAGAUCUAUCUAUCUAUUAUUAAUUAGGCUAGUGUGCUAAAUUACAAGUGCAUUUAAAAUCGAACAGGCUUUCUCAACAUUUAGUCAAAGAGUUUCCCAUAAAAGUAAGAAAGUGAACAUUAGAAAUAUUCCACUGAUUAUUUCUAACACCUGUUCGACUAUUGCGAAUCAAAAUAAUCUUGUGAAUUCUGAAAUCUAAAGAAAAAAAUUACAACGAUAUAUUAUUGUCCUAGCUAGGAAACAGCGGUUAUAUCUGUACACCUUGCUUGUGUUUUCAUAUACUAACGUACCCCCAAUCUACACACAAGCUUUCCAACGAUUGGGAGUCGCAUAAUGUUAGAUGAUGAGUUCGCUGAGCUGGAUCUAAAUGAAAACUCUGAAAACGCCUUAAAUGUGUCUUUAAAUUCUGAGUCUUGUCUGCAAACUGGUUUUACACCUGAACGAAUUGUCACACAUGAUAAAUCACCCAUUGACAUUGGGAAAGAAACUGUAAAAACUGUUUCCGAUGUUGCAUAUGUAAAAAUCACAAACCCUGCAAAAGUUGGUGAGGGUAUUUCGUCAUACGUAGUAUAUCGUGUUAAUACAAAGCUUAAUGGCAAGGAGUUUUCAGUCCUCAGACGAUUUUCUGAUUUCCUUGGGCUGCACGAAAGGUUGGUCACAAAGUAUAUUUCUGAAGGAGUUAUUGUUCCCCCCGUUCCUUCUAAAGAUAUGCUAGCUACAACUAAGGUUAAAAUGUCAAAGGACGUUUCUGUAGAAAAUGAAUUUGUUGAACGCCGCCGAAUAGCUUUAGAACGAUUCCUAUCACGAGUACUCUCACAUCCAGUUUUACGUAUUGAUGAAGAUGUCUGUGAGUUCCUUCAGCAUGAAGGAGAGCUUCCACGUGCAACAAACACCCAACUAUUAUCCGGUGCUGCAGCGAUAAAAGUGAUGAAAAAUUUGGGUGAUGCAAUUGGAAAGCUUGCUUACAAAGUUGAUGAUCCCGAAGAGUUCUUCUAUCAGAAAGCAGAUGAAUUAGAUGGCUGGGAAAAGCAACUUAAACGUCUUCACUCUUCGCUUCUUAAUUUAGUAUCAGGAGACAAUGACCUAGCAAAUGCCGAAGCUGGUUUGUCUCGUUCAGUUCUUCUCCUGGCUAAUGUAGAAGAAAAUACUGGUUUAGCUCAAGCACUUCAUCAUCUGGCAGAAACAGAAGGACAUGUCGCUGAUUUACACGCUUUACAAGCAGAAGCGCAUACGUGUCAUUUAGUGGAGUAUUCUCGAGAAUUAUUAGGCAUGGUCCAGGCCUGCAAGGAUGUUUUAAGUGAACGUGUACGAAUAUAUCGUACAUGGAAAACUGCUGAAGCUAAUCUUCGUUCAAAGCGUGAACAGAAAAUUCGAAUGGAAAUGGCACCUAGAAAUGAUAACAAAAAGAUGGCCACGAUAACAAUGGAAUUAGAAGAUCUUGAAAAUCGUGUCGAUCAAGCUCAGCAUAAAUUUAAUAAUAUAUCUAUAAAUAUUAAAAAAGAAUUUCAAAAUUUCGACUUGAAUCGUUUUGCUUAUUUCAAACAAGCCACUACAGAAUAUUUAGAAUUGUUAUUACAAAUUCAACUAAAAGUGUUAGAGAACUGGGAGAAAUAUUUGUCUUGUACAAACGGUAUCAAUUGAUGGAUGCGCAUAUAUGCCUUGUUAACAAUUUUUUUCUUCUGAAAAUGAAAUAUCCUUGGUUUUGGAAUUAUUUUUCCUCCCUUUAUUACACAAUUAAUAUUCCACACUUAUUCUUCCAUUGGAAUUUUAAGUUAUAUAUGUAUGUUAAUUUCUCAUCACUUGUGUACACCUAACACGCACAGACAGAUAAUUCAUGUGUAUACACCUGUAUACUGACUGUAUUUUGGGUAAUUAAUUCUAAAUAAUCGCUUGGAUAUGGUGGUUGUGAUAAGUCUUUAUUUUUUCUUCUGUUAAUCUUUUUAUAAUUUAUUCAACUCUUACAUUGAUUUCAUAUCUCUGCCAUUUUGAUGUUGAUUUAAUGCAUAGAUUUAAUGAUCA